AGGUGCAUAAAGAAAAGGUUGGACGGUGGAUUAUCAGGUGAGCAUAUAAUAUCCCAUGCCACCAUACCUCCCAUCAUAUACCACCACAAUCAAUUGAGACUUGUUGGUCUCUCUGAGUUCAGGAUUUGUUUCCUUUAGUGUUUAUCAUGUGUUCUCUCCUUCUCCAUGGCUCAACCAUCUCCAUCUCCAAACUUGAGUCCUUCCUUGAGCACCAUUCCUUGCCAUGAAUCACAACAUCACCAAGCCAUUGAUUUCAAUGUCAUGGUUAUUGUGGCUGCUGUGUUAUGUGCCUUAGUUUGUGCACUAGGCCUUAACUCUACAUUACAAUGUGUGUUUCAAUGUGCACACCGCGCGCUAACUGGGCCGGUGGAAUGGAUGGCCUCGCGGAGACUAAAUUCUGGGCUUAAGAAGAAGGAAAUGGUAGCUUUGCCUACAUCAACUUAUGCAAGCAAUUCUAGUUCACCAUCGUCCAUUUCAGGCUGUGCCAUCUGCCUAACGGAGUUUUCAGAGGGAGACCAAAUACGAGUACUACCCAAAUGCAACCAUCGUUUUCAUGUUGUUUGCAUUGAUAAGUGGCUGUUCUCUCACUCUUCCUGUCCUACUUGCCGGCAUCGGCUCAAAUCUAUCGACUCUGUGUCUGUGCCUUCUCUGGAUGAGAUUAUCACUGCCUCGUGAAGCUGUCUUGGGAAGCAUAUACUAAGGGAGAUGGAGAAUCUACUUUCACCUGUUCAUGAGGUUCAUGUUUUCUGCAAUAAACCAAAGCUGUAUUCACCAGAAUUUCAUAAUAGAGGGCAUAUUCGUGCUACUCUCAUCAUGGUAGUCAAUAGGUAGAUGCCAAUAAGAAAGUUGGGUAUGGGAGUUUCUUUUUCUUGUUCUCUUUUCACAGAGAAGACUUUCAAUGGAUUAAUAAAAAAUGCUACCUUGAAUCUACCACUACUAUGUCUCCAUGACCGCAUGACAUGAUCAGUCUAACUUUGUAGAGGUUCUCACCAUGUGCUGAGAAGGUAAAAGCUAAGUAGGGGAGAAAUAAAAAGAAAAGAAAAGACGACGACAAUGAAGAGUGCGUUCUGCAACUAAAGUUCUGAUAUAAGCCUAGCUAGUCACUAAUUAUCUUACUGGUUAGGGAAGGUACCUUCACCACCAAAUUUGCUUCAUCCACUCGCUGAUGUGAAAGAAGACAAUCUGUGGAUGGAGAAACGACAUCCACAUGAAACAUUGAUCCAAUGU
Messenger RNA from Tripterygium wilfordii, 1227 nucleotides. Its product is annotated as RING-H2 finger protein ATL74-like. The transcript has a single exon. Bases 166 to 675 code for a protein of 169 amino acids. Lineage: Eukaryota; Viridiplantae; Streptophyta; Magnoliopsida; Celastrales; Celastraceae. The record is from RefSeq and is a predicted model, not a curated record. Gene Ontology annotation, biological process: protein ubiquitination. Gene Ontology annotation, molecular function: transferase activity.